AUGGAGAAGCCAGUGGUGCUGGUGGAGCCCAGUGAAGAAUCCCUGGGUGCUCAAGCGAAUCCCCGGCCGCCCGUGGAGAAAAUGGUCAGGGGACCUGCCAUGCGGCAGAGCUCGCGCUCGGUCCUCAAGGUGUCCCAGCUGCUGCUCCGGGCCAUCUGUGCGCACAGAAGGCUGACCAUGCCCACCCUCAGGAAGGAGCUGGGCAAUGCUGGUUAUGAAGUGAGCAGGAGGGUGGGCCGCCAGUCGCGAGGUGGCCCGAGCCGGCCUCAGGGGAAGGGCGCGCUCCUCCGGGUGAGCGGCAGCAACGCCGCGGGCUACUUCAGGGUCAGGAAGGUUCUCAGACCCAAGAAGAAGCCGGCUCGCAGGAGGCUGGAAGAAUCCUCGGUUGGUCUGAGGAGGGUCUUGGCCACUCCCCGGGUCCUGCGGAGGCGCCGCACGCUGCGCAAAGCGGCCAAGAAGGCCAGGGAAGUGUGGAGGCGGGACGCGAAAAGGAAGAGGCUGCGCAAGACGAGAGGCAGGGGCCUGGUGCGUCCCAAGGCCAAGGUGGGAGCCAGACCCAAGGUGAAGGCCAAGGGAAAACCACGGACCAGGAAGGAAGCGCAGAAGCCGGACCCACGAGAGGACGGGAGAGCCAGCUCAAGCUCAAAGCCCCCGGAGAAGAAGAAGCAGGAGACGCCGGUGAAAAGGACCCCCCUGAAGCCAACCCAGGCCAAAACCGACCUCACCUCCACCUCGGUCGGCCAGGGCGUAAAGGCUGCUCAAAAGGCGUCCACUAAAUUCGAAAGCUCCAAACCUGCAAUGGAGACUCCCUAG
Molecule: messenger RNA, 813 nt
Organism: Echinops telfairi (small Madagascar hedgehog)
Lineage: Eukaryota; Metazoa; Chordata; Mammalia; Afrosoricida; Tenrecidae
Product: testis-specific H1 histone
Exons: 1
Coding region: 1-813 (270 amino acids)
Source: RefSeq, a predicted model, not a curated record